Molecule: messenger RNA, 975 nt
Organism: Prorocentrum cordatum
Lineage: Eukaryota; Dinophyceae; Prorocentrales; Prorocentraceae
Source: the annotation of a GenBank genome assembly
AUGACCAUGGUGUCCAAGGUCGCUUCCGUCCUGGCCUGCCUCUCGGUCGCGCGGGCCCUCGCGGGCAACCAGGCUCAGGAUGCGGGGCGGUCCGUGGCCAGCGCCGGGAGGGCCGCCUGCGACUGCCUGGAGUUCGCGGCGGUCUAUUACGACAACCUCGCCUCCUGCGGCCGCGCCAGGGAGCUGUACUUCCUCACCAAGUACGGCGCCUCCGAGGCUUAUGCCCCCACGGAGCCCAUCGCGGGCCUGCCGCACCAGGUCUGCAACAACUUCUUCAAGAACCUGAAGAACAACUCCUGCGUCAACGUCGACAUGUUCUCCUUCCCGAGCGAGACGAGCGAUGCCAGCGCGGGCCAGUCGUGGUGCUACGUGUCCAACGAGUGCCUCAGCCUGAACGGUGGCACCUUCGCAACCAACACGCUCGGCUUCGCGAUGGGCGGGUGGAACAAUCUCCAGAGCACGAGCAACUUGUCUUGGAAGGUCUGCGACAGCAGCUCGGACUCCAUCUUGAAGGACAAGACGAUGGACGAGCUGAUUGCGAUCGGCAGCGAGAGUGACGUCAGCAUGGCUACGCUGCUGCGGUACGCAUACCCGGCCGUGUCCAUCACCUGGGGCGAGGCGAGGGAGUUCUUGGAGACCCUCAACGAUGCUGACCACUGGAACGAUGGGCUCUCGCUCGCCGAUAACGUCAAUGCCAUUGCGUCGCCGCCCGCCACAUGGGGCACCAGGCUCCCCUUUGUGCACACGACGCUCAGCGGCAUAGUCACGUCCGAGCAGGGCACGAUCCUCGACUCGCCAGGGCACAGGGACGAAUUCCACGUAGUCGUUGGCCGCGAGGUGUGGGAAGUGAAGAGGAUCGACGAGGGCAACAUGGCCUACCUUGCCGGCAAGUUCUACCGUGAGUUCGACGUGAUCUGUCGCUUCGGCUGCUCCUCGACGGCGAGGGAGGCCCCCCUCGACUUGCUCACGCAGUGA